UUCCAUAAUAAACCAACACAUAUGCAUAAAAUUUCUCUCUCUCUCUCUCUCUCUCUCUCUCUCUCUCUUUCUCUCUAUCUAUCCAUCUCGUUUGUAGAUGUAGAGUUGAUCAAUCCCCAUCUCUUUUAAAGUCCUCAAAAACUAAAUUUCUUGUACACCAUUUCAGCUCAGCUAACCCGUUCCAAAACUAGAACUCUCUUUAUUAGCAUCAAUAUAUACUAUAUAUAAACAAUCUCUAUUACCUUUGUUAUAAAGGUAGGCACUUCCAUUUUUUGUAGCAUCUCUUGCAUGCUAUUCCUGUUCCUGCAAAACCCAAAACCCAUUUUUCCAGCCAGCACACAUUCCCCCCCUCUCAGGAAAUUAGAAAGAGAACCAAUUUACUCCUCUUCUUGUUUUUAUUAUCCACUUCUACGUCUAAAACCUCCAACCCAUUUUUAUUCUCAGAAAAACAAAAGAAACCCUCUUUUGUGUUUAAGAUUUUAAUUACUUCUACAUCAAAAAAUGUGGAUGAUGGGUUAUAAUGACGGUGGUGACUUUAACAUGCCUACUGAUUCUUUCAAUGGAAGAAGACUUAGGCCUCUCAUUCCAAGAACUCCGUCACUUCCUCCUUCAAACAACACUUCUAACACUAGCCCUCCAAGACUGAGAACUCUUUAUGGCAGUGAUUUCUUUUCUCUAAAUCACCAUUUGGCGAGUAUGGCUGAUCAAAGCAAGAGAGAUAUCCAUACACAACCAGUAGUAGUAAGCUCAAGAUGGAAUCCAACACCAGAGCAGCUAAGAACACUUGAAGAAUUAUAUCGAAGAGGAACUAGAACUCCAUCGGCUGAGCAAAUUCAACAUAUAACUGCGCAGCUUCGAAGAUAUGGAAAGAUAGAAGGAAAGAAUGUAUUUUAUUGGUUUCAAAACCACAAGGCAAGAGAAAGGCAAAAACGGCGUCGUCAAAUGGAAUCUGCAGCAGCUCCAGAUUAUGAACAGCAGCAACAACAGCACCGUGAUAUUGAAAUCUUUGAAAGGAAAGAAUCAGGGGCAAAUAGGACAAACAAUGAAGGUGAACAGACCAAGAGCUGGGCUCCCUCUACAAACUGCAGUACACUACCAGAGGAAUCUAUUGCAAUACAAAGGCCAGCAAAAGCAGCAGUGGUGGCAGAAUGUAGAUCAUCACCAGAUGGAUGGAUCCAAUUUGAUGAGGUAGAAUUAGAACGUAGAAGGAACUUUAUGGAAAGGAAUGCCACGUGGCAAAUGAUGCAAUUGUCUUGUCCAUCUCCCACCCACCUCAUAAACACUAACUGCUCUAGUACUAUUACUAGUUGUAGUACAAUAACAACAGCAUCUACAAGACCUGCACCAACAAUAAGAACAAUGGACCCAAAACUCAUUAAGACUUGUAGCAAUGACCUUAAUAUCUUCAUAGCCCCCUAUAGAGAAAAUGGGCAUGGCCUUAUUAACCACUUCAGCAAUGGUAUCAUCAAUGAAGAAAACAAUAUUGGUUCUGGGGAAUCUCAAACACUUCAACUCUUUCCUCUUGGCGGUAACGGUGGGGCUGGUGGUGGUGGUGGUGGUGGUGGUUGUAGCGAUGGCAAUGGAAACAUUAAUGAUAAAGAAACUGAUACAUCAGCAGUUGCAGCAGACAUGAAUGCUACUCCUUACCCAUUUUUUGAGUUUCUUCCAUUGAAGAACUAAAUAGCUUUUGAUUUACUUUAUUAGAAACUUUGCUAUGUAUGUAAAAUGAUGGGGUUGGGUUAAGAAAUUUUGUAAUUUUGUUGGAAAUUGGGAUUUUUCUUUUGUGGGGAUGAUGUUACAUUUCAUGGAAUGGGUUUAAUGGUCUAGGUGGGGAUAUGAAAGAAUUGCCCUAAAUUGCAUUUGGACCAUGUUGGUUGAAUCAAUGAAGAAACUACAUUUAAGAAGAUUUUUACAGAGGUUUAAUGUUGACAGAAUAGUCCUUGUUUAGGUAAUUACUGAGAUGUGCAUGUGUGUGUCUGAUAUAUUGUUUAAUUAGGAGAAAGAGAAAACAAAGUUUGAUGAGUGCUCCAAUGAAGAGAUCCAAAAAUACAAGUA
Messenger RNA from Jatropha curcas, 2055 nucleotides. It is a transcript of the gene WOX1, whose product is annotated as WUSCHEL related homeobox 1. Gene Ontology annotation, biological process: plant organ development. Gene Ontology annotation, molecular function: DNA-binding transcription factor activity; DNA binding. The record is from RefSeq and is a predicted model, not a curated record. NCBI's taxonomy places the organism in Eukaryota, Viridiplantae, Streptophyta, Magnoliopsida, Malpighiales, Euphorbiaceae.